This is a messenger RNA of Maylandia zebra (zebra mbuna), 6062 nucleotides long. The record is from RefSeq and is a predicted model, not a curated record. Lineage: Eukaryota; Metazoa; Chordata; Actinopteri; Cichliformes; Cichlidae.
AAAAUAUCUCUGACCUGUCAGGGCAUGGGAAAGUGAUCUCUGUUUGUAUGUUUUUGUGUAUCGCAGAUCCUGUAGAUUUUGUGGUUGAGAAUGCAGUAUGAUAACAAGGUGAGUUUACCUUUCACAGGCAUCAAUGGUGUGGCUAAUAAAUGUCCUUACCUUACUCAAACUAUGUCCUAAAAAACAGACAUGAGCUGCUACCAUGCUGCUAUUUCAGUUAUGAUAUGUUACUGUUCUGGACAUUUAAACUUAAAGAAUGCCUUUUCCUUCUUAAAACCAAAGAGCACUCAUGAAAAUUUAAAAUUCACACUUUUUAAAAGUCAAUCUUUAGAAUUUUACAGAUUAAUUCAGCAUUGUUUCAGCAAACAUUUUUAACACAAGACUUGGUUGUAAAACAUGAACUACUAUAUUUAACAUAGGACACUGAGAAUGAUUUCACAUGUCACGCUUCCUGUAAGUGGUGCAAGAAUCAGUCUCGAAAUUUCAGCAGCGACAAACUGUCCAACCCCCAAGAUCUUACUUCCUUAGAGAUAGCAACUCUGCCAGACAGCAACAGCAAUAUUCGGCUUUUAAUACACCCUGGAAGGACACAACCAACAGCUUUGAGUGUUCACCUGCGUACAGACACUGCUUCAGAGACACAGUAGCCAUUCUGAGGACAGCAAUGACCACAGAUUUUACAAGCCUCACGUUCAUAUGGCUGCUGCCACUGGCAGCAAGCAAUGCAGUGACAUCAAGCAAUGCAGUGACAUCUAAUCAAAGUGAAGUCUCCAGCUCUGUGGUAACUGUAGAAUCAUUCUUUCACAAUGAGCUGACAACACAUACUCAGGCAUACUCAGAGAAAAUACCUGCCACGAAAGACGCACAACGAAGAAGUCAAACAAUGCCCUCGAAUACGAUCCUACCUAAUACUAAGACAGCACCAGCUCCUACCAGUUCUGCAUCGCCUCACUUAAACAGUACUUCCAUGGAAUCCUUAACAGAAAUACAAUCUACAGUCAUCAAAUCUUCAAUGACAGAUCUAACUGGCACCCCAGCAACACCUACAAGUGUAACUCCAGUGAUAAUCAACUCAACCCAAAGCCAGAAGACAUUAAGCACACACGUUAGGAGGCACACAAACCCCUAUCCACCUACAUUUUCACCGAAGUCUACAAAACUCAUCUCUACUACUAACACAUUUACCACACCUGAAGAAGACAAGUCUGAAAGCAUGAGUCCAGCUACAGGUGAUGAUGUGAAACAUUCCACAGGCUUAUACAAAACUUCAACAUCCAUCAACAAUAUCAGAAAAAGGAAAAUACAAGAACCUUCAGAAACAAAGAAAACUAACCAUGGUAAAGUAGUGGCCGGACUAAUCGGUGGAUCCCUGUUAGUGAUGAUGGUAGGAUUCCUGAUCAUCUUUAUUAAGAAACGGAAGCUUCAGAAGCAGCAGGUAUCAACUACAGACUGGGCGGGUCCUUCGCCAUUUCUAGAGGGUGGAGCUAACAAUGGCCAGGUAACAAUGAGGCCACCUAACCGAAUUUCUGUAGCCAGCUUUCUACCUGCAAGACUGUCCAAAAGAUUGUCCUUGCUUCCGGAAACAGAUGAGGAGUUAGAAGACAUGACUCAAGUUACUACAUUUGGAGAUAAAAACCAGGGGACCACAUUUGGCCAAACAGUUGAUGGAAAUGAUGGACCAGAAAGCAAUGGGACUAAUGCAGUUUUUCCUGAAAUGAAAACCACAGUAGACAUCGGACCAGAAAGCAAUGGGACUAAUGCAGUUUUUCCUGAAAUGAAAACCACAGUAGACAUCGCAGAGACUGCUGAAAACUGUGUUUCGGCUGUCUCUUUGCAAACUAACAACCCUGUGUCCACAAAUAAUUCAAGCCUCCGUCAAGACCUUUCUGCAAAUCAGUCAAAUCAAUCUGAAGUCAUGGAAAAUAUGUCUGAACAAAUGAACAAUGCCCUUAUGGAACCUUAAGCGAACUUGAUCUCUAAACAAAUCCAGCAGAUGUAGGGUACCAGUUAUAACACCCUUCAUUGGUUUCCUGGUAGCAGCAAAGGUAACUACAAAAACAGGAAACCAUGUUGUUAGUGCAUUCGGAAAUAAUUGAGAUUGUGUGAUGUUAACCAUGAUUUCUACAGCAAAACCUGAAGAACAACAUAGUAAGGUUGAUUAAUUGUAGUUUUCUGUGUUAGUAAGAGUAGGAAUAUGCAAAAUAAUAAUCAUACGCUACAUGUAGGGGCAUUUUCUUGCUGCUAACAGAUAAUAACAUUGCACAGCAAGCAGUUUUAUUUACACUGUGUCAUGUAACAGUGUAAAUAAAUACCAUACCAUGAUGUGAACAGGAAGCUUCCUUUUUAACAUUCAUGUGAAUAAGAUCUGUCUCAUUUCAAAUAUCAUUCAGUUCGCUUGGCCACAUCAAAAGCAAGCUCUGGUACAUACAUGCCUAUCUUAAUAAUAUUCGUUUUGCACAAUAUGGCAUAUGCAAUAGAAAAGUAAGAAAACUAAAUAUCCCCCAAUAAAAUUUCCUGUACUUACAAUUGCAUGUAAGAAUCUGGAGGUGCGCUAUGGCUUUAGUUUCGUUUAAAUGACAUUCAGAACCUUUCUGCAAACGUUACUUUUUAUCUUUAAUUCCAAAAACAAUUAAGCUUAUGUAAACCUCAGAAGCACGUUUCUCAGGCAGCCUUUUAUAAUUUAGUUCAACAUUAGUAACAGUGGAGCUUGUACAACUAAUAUAAUGCAAAUAAAUUGUUUUAGCUCUCUGCUCAAUUUGCAGAGAAUUAAAUUAUUUCAAAAGAAAUAAUUUAAAAAAUUUUCAAUAACCUUUUUAAAUUUCUUAAAUAAUUAAAAUAAUUGUUCCAUUGUUCACAAUUGGGUUGUUUCUUUACAAUCACAUUUGGGAAAGACAAACAAAAACCCCUCAUUACUCUAAUUUUCCAUUUCUGUUUCUCACUUACAUAGCGUGGCGUUUUUAGUCAGCAAUGGACCUAGUUGCGCAACCACAUUUAGUUUAAUAUGGCAAUACUGAUCAUCAUUUAAGUUGAUUAGAAUGCUAGGUAUUAAAAAAUAUUAAGAGAAAACUAUUUUAUGUUUAACAAUUAUCCAUUUGAUAAUUAUCCAGUACUUUUUGAGUUAAUAAAUUAAAUUGCAUAAAACCACAAAGCUUUCAAAGACUAAUCAUUGAUCGUUGUCUUUACAAGUUUUACUUCUCUGGCGUGGUAGUAUAAGUAUAGGUGCCACCAUCAUAAAACAGAAACUCAGACGGGACCUGAAGUAUCUGUGUGAUGGCCAUAAUAAGAGCUGUACCAAUUCUCCAAAUAAUAAGGGAAGGAGGGUAAAUUCUUCCUUUAUUGGUUCCUUUAGCAUAGUGUACACUGGACCAUCCUUUAAGAAAAGGGAGGAGAAAACACCACUCCAUAAUUCACUGAGAUGGCCCAUCUGACCAUUCAUGACAAAACACAAUAUAAUUUAAAAAAAAGUUGCUCAGCUCUGGUAAAUGUUAUCUGUGAGUGCCUUUCCCCAUUUUCAUUGAAUAUCCUCCUGAUAUAGUUUUUAACAACAGUUCAUUAAAUUCACAGCUGAAAGAAGAACCUCACACUGCUGCAAUAAAAACUACUUCUGAUUGAACUGUAGCCUUGCACGAAGAACACAGAAUGCUAUAUAAGCUCAAGAUCUAUAUUAAUUAAUAAUAGUACUUAAGGUUCUGUGCAACUGGUGCUAAUCAGUAAAGUCCUUUGUUAUAUUGCAGUCUUUAGUAUAAUUUUAUUCCAGAAUAGUCUGCUGGAAUAAGUGAUAGAUAGCACUGCCUUAACAGGCAUGAUAAAAUUAGUUACCUAGUAUCACAACAGUAAAAUAUAACAAAUAAGAUGAAUUUAAUUUUAGAUGCUAUGGGACAGAUUUACUAAGUGAGACAAAUUACUGUGAUGUCGCAAUUGCUGGGGGAUCUAUUAAGAAUGUGCUUUAUUUUUAUAAAAAGAUGCAGUUAACUGCAGUAAAAACCAGCCUUGUGCCAAGAGCAAAUUAGUGGCUCAAAAUUCCAGUUUAAGCUCAGGUUUCACACAAGUGUUGCUCUCUGAAAACAGCGUGGCAAUUCGGAUAAAUGUGAGGAAGCUGAAAGAGAAUCAAUAUCCUUUUGAUUUAAGAAAAUAAGUCUUUCUAUGCAAGUGCUUUCUAUCUAACAUUCACACGCAAUCAUACUCCAAACUGAUGCAUCGGAGAGCAACGGGGGUGUUAGUAUCUUGUGAAAGGAUAUUUGGCAUGCGAACUGUAGGGAUGGAACCCCUAACCUUCAGAUUAGCAGAUGACCUGCCUUAUUACCUGAGCUAAGAUGUACAGAGAACACAAAACAUUAUUUACCAUCAGAUUAUGAGUCAUCUUGUGUUACUGUGUCAUGUGCAUGAAUGCAUGCAUUGCAGUUUUAAUAGCACAUUGCAACAUUCAGGCAUAAACCUAACACACUAACACCUAUUUCUUACACAUUCAGCAGAGAAAAGUUGCUUGGUGUGUGCGCAAAGUUCAUUUCUGCUUUUUCAUGAAAACAGUGUAACCGAAAAGCAAUAGGUGGGGCUCACAGUCUGAUGGAAGGACCAGUGGAAACUCUGCAUGCAGAUUAUCUUGCCAUAUUUAAUCUGCAUGUUUAGUAGCCUUGGAAUUUGAAAACUGAUGAUAAUUCUAGUCAUGAUGCUUUUACUAGCCUGUAAAUGUGUAGUGGCUUAAUUUUAAUCAGCAAAGUCCACAGGUCUACACAAUUUUUAAAAACAGGGAUUUGCUUUGCUUUUGCUUUGAAAAGAAAAUGCAAACCAUGAUGCAAAGUGGUUUAUGUAUACUCAUCAUAGAUAUGAAUGUAAAGGUAAUUUGGAGCUUUUAAUGUUUCCUUUGAACUGUUCUUUCUAGUGUGAUAAGAUUGUACAGAACACAGCUUUAAGAACUUUAUAAAAAAAACAUUAUGUGUGCAGGGUUUGAUUUAUUUAGAAUUUUCUAAAACACAGGAUCAUAAAACAAACACUUUUGUUUGCUAGUUGUGGUAUUUCAUGUGUCGUAUACUAAAUCAAGUGUGCUGAGUCCAAAUCUGUAGUCGGAUUUCGUCUAGGAUGUCAGGUUCUGAAGUUAUACACAGUAUCAAUGGCUAUUCAUACAGACAGAAAAGGAAACUGAUUUUAUAGUCGUUAUAUGGGCACUGUACAUAACUAAAUUUUGAUUUAAAACUGUGAGAGAUUACAAAAACUUGUACACUUUACCAAACGUGUAAAUAGAUAGUUCACUUGAGUGUUUAUGGAAUGUACAUACACUGUUAAAAAGUGCUGUAGGCACUUGCUUUUGCGCUUGUGAGUCUCUGCUGUUGACCGCUGCAGAAGCCAGCAGUAAUUGCCCAUCAUUAUGGGGUUGAAGUGGCCUUGAUAUCUUUUCUCCAUGCUGGCAAUAUCCUGGUGGAAUUGUUCUCCAUGUUCAUCACUCACACCACCCAAAUUUGGAGUGAAACCCCCCCGCUAUAAAUGCAUUUUGAGUCACAUUCAGCAGCGGAGUUGCUGAUAUGCUGCUAACAUGUUGCUUACAAGUUCAACAUAGUUUUCAGCCUGAUGGUUGCCAAGAAAGUUUUGCACAACUAGCACAGAUGCAUCCCAAGCGGCAAAUUCAUGUUCAGUUUGGAUCUGAAUGUGUCAUCAUGCAUCAUUUAGCGGAUUUCAGGACCAACAAAAAUUUCUACUUUUAGCAUCAGUUUUGGUUUUUCCAAAUGGAAUGGAAGCCAUUUCCAUUACGAUCCAUUGCCAAGACAAAGUUUUUCAUUAGGCCUAGUUUAAUGUGAAGUGGCGGAAAGUACACUUUUAGUGGAUCAACUAGUAAUGCAUGUAGCACAUUGUAUCGGCCAACAGUUUUUUUUUCUCUUUCCGACAACAUAGUAUUUUUUUCUAUUGCAUAAAAUAUUUUAUUCUAUUGUAUAUAGCAUCUUAUUCUUAAUAUCUUAUCCUAUUCUAUUGUUAUUCUUAAUUUUUGCUACUGUAACUUUGCACUGUCCACUUUCUGCUGUGACACAACAGAUUUUCCACAUGUGGAACUAAUAAAGGUUUAUCUCAUCUAA